Molecule: messenger RNA, 1586 nt
Organism: Drosophila navojoa
Lineage: Eukaryota; Metazoa; Arthropoda; Insecta; Diptera; Drosophilidae
Gene: MRG15
Product: mortality factor 4-like
Biological process (GO): regulation of DNA-templated transcription; chromatin organization
Cellular component (GO): nucleus; NuA4 histone acetyltransferase complex
Source: RefSeq, a predicted model, not a curated record
UGCCAACCUGAUCUAAUCAGCUGCGACGCUUUGGCAUAUAUUUUCAAUAAAAACAAUGGGAGAAGUUAAACCCGUAAAAAUGGACAACUGGACGCCCUCUGACUCCACAACAUUAUUUGCUGACGGGGAGCGUGUGCUUUGCUUUCACGGGCCGCUUAUCUAUGAAGCCAAAGUACUCAAAACAAAACCGGAAAGUUCGCCGGUUGAAUAUUAUAUACAUUAUGCGGGUUGGAGCAAGAACUGGGAUGAGUGGGUGCCAGAGAGUCGUGUGCUAAAAUACAAUGACGACAACGUAAAGCGCCAAAAGGAGCUCGCACGACUGUACGUUGAACGCUCGAAAAAGGAUAAUAAAAAAGGCAGUGCAAAGGCUAAAAAAAUGGAGCAUGUAGGCAAUGAAUCCCGUGCGUCGACACCCUCUAAGGACAGCAGCCAAUCUCAGCCAUCAUCAGGCGCCAGCAGCGCCACAACCAGCACACCCAUCGCUGCCGCACAAUCAAAGACCAAAAAUGAUGGCAGCAAUAGCAGCAGCAGUAGCGCAACCACAAGCAACAAUACCCCCAUCACGACCACAACUAGUCGAAGCAACCGCAAGUCCACACAAUCCGCUACAGCUGCAGCUCGUCCAAGCACACCGAGUGCUGACAAAAAAGAGGAUGCAACAGCUGCCGAUAAUACAGAAGAGGAGCCCGCUACACCCACAGCGCCGCCGCCGCCUAAAGCCAAACGCAUGAGCUCCCAAAAUAGCAAUAGCGAACAACGUUCAUCUCAGAGUGGCAAUGGAAUAGACGCCGCCUCAGCACCGCAGUCAACAACAACAGCUGCUGCAGCAACAACCACGACAACAACAUCAACGCCAACAGCAGCAACCACAACAACAGCAGUUGCUGAUGCACCGUGUGUUGAGAGCGAGGAGACCUACACGGCAAAGCUGGAAGUGAAAAUAAAGAUACCCGAUGAGCUGAAGCACUAUCUGACCGAUGAUUGGUAUGCGAUAGUGCGUGAGCACAAGCUCUUGGAGCUGCCGGCCAAGGUAACAGUUCAGCAGAUCGCAGAUCAGUAUUUGGCGCACAAGAAGUCGGUGAAGUCGACCAGUGCCAGCAAAGAGGUGGCCAUUAACGAUGUCCUCGAUGGUAUUAUCGAGUAUUUCAAUGUGAUGCUUGGCUCCCAGCUGCUGUAUAAGUUCGAGCGCACCCAGUAUGCGGACAUAAUGCAAAAGAAUCCGGAUACGCCGCUAUCUGAACUGUACGGCUCCUUUCAUCUGCUGCGCCUGUUUGUGCGACUUGGCUCGAUGCUGAGCUACUCGGCCUUGGAUCAACCGGCAAUGCAAACCUUGUUGGCACACUUGCAUGAUUUCCUCAAGUUUCUGGUGAAGAACAGCGCCAUGUACUUUAGCAUGACAAACUUCAUUAAUGUCGAUCCGGAAUAUGUGCGAAAUGCUCAGUAGACAUUUAGCUAGGUAAACCUCUUUAAUUUGUACGCGAUUUGAAUUAGAGUGUUGCUACUCACAACUGGCUUGUAAUAUAACAAGGAAAUCACCCAUUUAGACUUUGUAUAAACAAAUAAAUCGUCUUCGGCCUCUUGUAUAA